UCCGUUAGUUAGUGAGGCGUCAAAUGUCCCAUGCGGCUUUGAACGCAGCUUACUUUACCGAGGAAAAGUGGAUUUUAAUUAGGCAGAAAAGUUUGUAAAAGUAGUUUUAUGACUCGUGUGAGACAAACAGUUAUUCGGUGCGACUUGCAGAGAACAACAGGGAUACAGGGACGAGUUUUUUCUGAACUCGGACCACUCGUUUGAACUCGGUGGGUCUCACGGUGAGUUUUGCUGUGAUUGUGGCACAGGAAGUCCCCCCAAAACCAACCAUGUCCCAGUCAGAGCAGAAAGAAACCGCAGACAAGCCGACCGUGAGCUCGGAACCGGAACCUAGAAGUGCUUCUGUAAGCCCCAGAGCAGUCUGUAGCGUGUGCAAACACUUGUACCGGGAGCCCAAAAUCCUGCCCUGCCUGCACACCUUCUGCUCCGACUGCAUCGGGCAGCUGGAGCCGUUUUCGGUGUCUCCGCGGGGCCGCUUCACCUCACCGGAGGCGGCGGAACAGCACCGAGACUCGCUCUCGUUCACCGUGCUCUGCCCCGAGUGUGACACCGAGGUGGAUAUCCCCCAGUCCGGACCGGCCGGGCUCAGCACAGACCACCUGGCGCUGGACGAGGUAUUCCUGGAGACCCUGGUGAGCGACGGCCCGCUGGGCUGCGACCUGUGCGGCGAAGGGAGCGCCGAGAGCCGCUGCGAGGUGUGCAGCCUGAACCUGUGCGAGUUCUGCCGCCAGGCACACAGGCGGCAGAAGCGAACCGCGUCUCAUUCUGUUCAGGCCGUGACGGAGCUGAAGGCCCGCGGUCGUCUCUGCCGCCCUGUCCUCUGCUCCCUUCACCCCGGGCAGGAGCUGAGGCUCUUCUGUCAGCCGUGCGACCUGCCGGUCUGUCUGGAGUGCGCGGCCACGCUGCACCGGGACCACCGCUGCUGUCCGACACACGACGUCAUCGACCGUCAUGGCGACCGGAUACGAGAGCUGGUCAGCGCUCGCCUUCGGCCUCGUCUGGAGCGACUGGAGGACUCGCUGCAAAAGGUGGAAAUUUCUCAAGAAAGUUUGCAGGUUCGAGUAGAUGAAACCGCCAAUCAGAUUAGAGCUUUCGCACGAGAGUACGCCAGCGCUGUGGAGGCUCACUGCUUGUCUCUGCUGCGCCGCCUGGAGGAGAUCAGGGUACAACGCAGAAACCACCUCCUCCUGCAGGGGGCGCAGCUGCAGCAGGCCCUGCUUGACGUCAGAGGGAGCGUGGAGUUUGCGGAGCGGCUGCUGAGCUGUGGCUCCCAUGCCGAGAUCCUCAGCGCUAAAGGAGUGACCCUGAGGAGACUGACCAGCCUGGCGGAGAGUGGGUACGACCCCCACCCAGCGACGGUUGCCCCUGACGAUGGCGGCAGUGUCUGCUUCCUGCCCAGGGAGCCGGCAGGAGAGGUGGAAGGCUACCCGCUGGUGGGCGUGAUCCACUCCAGGACAGUGGACGUCAGCAGGUGCACCGUUGAAGGAGAAGGUCUGCAGCAGGGAACGGUAGCUCAGCGGGGACAUUUCACUCUGGUGUGUCGGGACUCCGGCGGGGAGCGGUUGGCUCGAGGAGGAGAACAAGUCCUGGUCAGCGUCAUCCACAAAGAGAAGAAGAACUGCACAGUGGAGACGAUAGUUGUAGACAACAGUGAUGGAAGCUACAGCGUCUCUUACAGACCAGAGGAACCAGGAGAGUACUCUGUGUGGGUCUGUGUCAGAGCCCAACAUGUUAAGGGUUCUCCAUUUAUUCUGAAUGUGCAGAGGAAGUUCAGGCAGCACAACGGGACUUUUCACUGCUGCUCCUUCUGCUCCAGCGGAGGCGCUAAAGAGGCUCGCUGUGGCUGCCCAGGAACCAUGCCAGGAGGAUUUAAAGGCUGCGGUCACGGCCACAAGGGACAUCCAGGGAAGCCCCACUGGUCCUGCUGCGGCAGCACAGCGGAGAAGUCUGAGUGUUUGCCUCAGAGCAUACUGGCUGCAGUUUCCCCUCACAGACACCUGAGAACUGUGGAGCUCUGAUGGGAAGUGGAGGUGAAACGGCAGCAGGUCAGAGGAUCUGCGAGGUAAAACUCAGGCUGCUGGUGAACGCAGAAGGGUCCAACAAGGAGAGAGCAGGACCGUCAAGCUGCUUCUCAUUUCUUAGGCACCAAGUCAUGAGAAAUGCUGGAUUUUAUACAAACAGUGUAACUUUUUAUUUUUUUAAAUAAUCUAAAGACAAGAAAAAGAUUCUUAACUUAAUUCUUAACAGGCAACAGUGGUUGCCUGAUGUCGUACGUCAGCUAAAGUUUCUAUUUCUACAAAGGCCUUUGUGUAAAAGUUAAGAAUUCCAUGUGUGUAACAAACUGUGUGCGCGUGUCCUUGAUAAGCGUCUCAACACAGUCCAAUGGGGACGUAGUUGACUUUGACCUUGUUUUAUUUUGUUUUGUUUUGUUUCCACUGUUUUCUUGUUUCCACAAUUUAAAGUUUUUAGGGCCUGCAUUACACUUUCUGUGGUCACUUUGGUCGUCUUUAUCUUGUCAUUUGCUGUUCCUUGUUUUCAUCGUGUCACUCUUAGAUUCUGAGACAAAGUAGUCAUCAUCUAGUUUUAAUAAUCAUCAUCAUUAUGGAGGAACUGUGGUCUGUUCUUACUGCAACGUGCAUUUAUUCUCACUUUAAGAUCCAACAGUGAACUCUUAAAUGUUUCCACUAAGUUAUUUAAUUUGAACAUGACUUUUACUUUAUUAGUUAUAAUGUCUCUAAAGAAA
This is a messenger RNA of Xiphophorus hellerii (green swordtail), 2743 nucleotides long. It is a transcript of the gene trim45, whose product is annotated as tripartite motif containing 45. NCBI's taxonomy places the organism in Eukaryota, Metazoa, Chordata, Actinopteri, Cyprinodontiformes, Poeciliidae. The transcript is spliced from 8 exons. The record is from RefSeq and is a predicted model, not a curated record. Gene Ontology annotation, molecular function: zinc ion binding; ubiquitin protein ligase activity; protein binding. Gene Ontology annotation, cellular component: nucleoplasm. The coding region runs from base 270 to 2018 and encodes 582 amino acids.